This is a messenger RNA of Nelumbo nucifera (sacred lotus), 4092 nucleotides long. The record is from RefSeq and is a predicted model, not a curated record. NCBI's taxonomy places the organism in Eukaryota, Viridiplantae, Streptophyta, Magnoliopsida, Proteales, Nelumbonaceae.
GAAGACUUCUAUUAACUAGACAGCAGCAGACAAACUUCAUUAGAUUCAUACGAGCAUAGCUUCGAUGUAUUUGAAGAAUUUUUCGAGUAAAAGCUUUUAUUUUCAUGGCAUACGAAGAAAACAAUCCCUGUCUCAACUCCAGGGAGGAGGAACGUCGGCAAUAGUUUCGGCCAUCAGUGAAAAAAGCAGCAGAAAUAUGCACUUUUUCCCAAUAAUAAAUUUACAGAAGAUCCAAUUUUCUGUUUCUGACACUAUAUUACAGAGUCGUGAAGUUGGAAUUACMGGCGGCGAGUAUCGCGGUGUGACACUUCGGCCGGAUUGAUGAUGCAAUAAUUAUCGAUCAGCGAUUGUUGUUUUUGAUCAAUCGAUUCUGCUAUAAAUUUGAAGUCGAGAAAGGGAUUGAAGCAGCAACAGUUUUCGCCCUUUAACCUGCACAAUGGUUAAUCCUUAGUAUUAUUUGUUAAGAGGCGGAAGAAGAACUGGAGAUUUCUCUGUAGGUUUUUGGAAUGGAGAAGUUGUUGGAGGAAAAGUUCGAUCUCGAACACAAGCACCCCUCGCAGGAGUCUCUAAGAAGGUGGAGAUCUGCAGUUUCGCUGGUGAGGAACCGGCAUAGGCGGUUCCGUUACACGGCGAAUCUGGAUAAGAGAUCAGAAUCCGAACAAGCGAGGCGGAAAAUCCAGAGGCGGAAGAAGAAUUGGAGAUUUCUCUGUAGGUUUUUGGAAUGGAGAAGUUGUUGGAGGAAAAGUUCGAUCUCGAACACAAGCACCCCUCGCAGGAGGCUCUAAGAAGGUGGAGAUCUGCAGUUUCGCUGGUGAGGAACCGGCAUAGGCGGUUCCGUUACACGGCGAAUCUGGAUAAGAGAUCAGAAGCCGAACAAGCGAGGCGGAAAAUCCAGGAAAAGUUACGUGUUGCUCUAUAUGUUCAAAAAGCAGCCCUACAAUUUAUUGAUGCUGGAAAUCGAGUAGAAUACAAGCUCUCCCAAGAGGUUAGAGAAGCUGACUUUGGCAUUGAUCCAAAUGAACUUGCAUCAAUUGUUCAUGGCCAUGAUUCAAGGCGUUUGAAGUUCCAUGGAGAAGUUGAAGGAAUUGCCAGAAAAGUUCAAGUCUCACUAACUGAUGGUGUAUAUUUAACUGAUCUACCUAGGAGGCAGAAGAUUUAUGGAUUCAAUCAAUACGUUGAGAAACCACCUAAGAGUUUCUGGAUAUUCGUGUGGGAGGCAUUGCAGGAUUUGACUUUAAUCAUUCUCAUAGUUUGUGCUGUGAUUUCUAUAGGUGUAGGAAUUGCCACUAAGGGUUGGCCAGAGGGUAUAUAUGAUGGAUUGGGAAUUGUACUCAGUAUCUUCUUGGUAGUGAUGGUUACUUCAAUCAGCGACUACAAGCAGUCAUUGCAAUUCAGAGAAUUGGAUAAGGAGAAGAAAAAGAUUUUUGUUCAGGUAACCAGAGAUGGGUGUAGACAGAAAGUUCUUAUCUAUGAUUUAGUGGUUGGAGACAUUGUUCAUCUUUCUAUUGGUGACAAAGUUCCAGCUGAUGGGAUUUUUAUAUCAGGUUACAGCUUGUUGAUUGAUGAGUCAAGCUUGUCUGGUGAGAGUGAACCUGUAAACAUAUCUGAGGAGAAUCCUUUUCUUCUAUCAGGAACCAAAGUUCAAGAUGGGAAUGGUAUAAUGCUGGUAACAUCAGUUGGAAUGAGGACUGAGUGGGGAAGGUUGAUGGAGACUCUGAAUGAGGGAGGAGAGGAUGAGACACCAUUGCAAGUGAAGCUGAAUGGUGUUGCUACUAUUAUUGGGAAGAUUGGUUUGACUUUUGCGGUUCUGACAUUUGUAGUUCUAGUGGCAAGGUUUCUGGUAGAUAAGGCAUUGCAAAACAAGUUUUUACAGUGGUCCUUGAGCGAUGCAAUGAAGCUUCUGAACUAUUUUUCUAUUGCAGUGACUAUAAUUGUUGUUGCAGUUCCGGAAGGGCUACCGUUGGCAGUGACACUAAGCCUUGCCUUUGCAAUGAAGAAAUUAAUGAACGAUAGGGCACUUGUACGGCAUCUCUCUGCAUGUGAGACCAUGGGUUCUGCUACUUGCAUUUGUACAGACAAAACAGGGACACUGACAACAAACCAUAUGGUUGUCAAUAAGAUAUGGAUCUGUGAAGAAAUAAAGGUGAUAAAAGGUAAUGACAGCAUAGAUGCUUUAAAGUCUAUGAUUUCUGACGAUGUUUUGAUAAUCCUAUUACAUUCUAUAUUUCAGAAUACUAGUUCAGAGGUGGUGAAAGGGACAGAUGGAAAGAAUACCAUCCUGGGUACUCCAACCGAAUCAGCAUUGUUAGAAUUUGGCUUGCUUCUGGGGGGUGAUUUUGAUGGUCAACGCCAGAAGUCUAAUAUUGUUAAGGUUGAACCUUUCAAUUCAGUCAGGAAAAAGAUGUCCGUUCUUGUGACUCUCCCAACUGGUGGAUUUAGGGCAUUCUGCAAAGGUGCACCAGAAAUCAUCUUGGGAAUGUGCAGUAAGGUAAUUGGUAGCCAUGGGGAACUUGUCUAUCUGACAGAAACCUGGAUAGAGAAUGUCAUGAAUAUCAUAAAUGGUUUUGCUUCUGAAGCUUUGAGAACACUCUGCUUGGCUUUCAAGGAUAUAGAUGAUAGUUUCAACAAUGAUAACAUUCCUGGUGAUGGAUAUACUCUGGUGGCAAUUCUGGGAAUUAAGGACCCACUGCGCCCUGGUGUCAAGGAUGCAGUAGAGGCUUGUUUAGCUGCGGGAAUUACCAUACGGAUGGUCACUGGGGACAAUAUUUACACAGCUAAAGCAAUAGCAAAAGAAUGUGGCAUAUUGACAGAUGAUGGCUUGGCUAUAGAGGGUCCAGAUUUCAGUAGUAAAAGUCCUGAAGAGAUGAAGAAGUUGAUACCAAAACUUCAGGUAAUGGCACGGUCCUUGCCUUUGGACAAGCACACCUUAGUGAAACAACUGAAGGAUCUAAGAGAAGUUGUUGCAGUGACAGGUGAUGGAUCCAAUGAUGGCCCAGCCUUGCGUGCAGCAGACAUUGGGCUUGCUAUGGGUAUAGCAGGAACAGAGGUUGCAAAAGAAAAUGCCGAUGUCGUCAUCAUGGAUGAUAACUUUACAACUAUUGUCAAUGUAGUCAAAUGGGGACGUGCUGUUUAUAUAAAUAUUCAAAAGUUUGUGCAGUUUCAGUUAACAGUUAAUGUUGUUGCUCUUGUGAUCAAUUUUGUGUCUGCCUGUAUCUCAGGAUCUGCUCCUCUUACGGCUGUCCAAUUGCUGUGGGUGAACAUGAUUAUGGACACUCUUGGUGCAUUGGCACUGGCUACUGAACCUCCAAAUGAUAUGUUGAUGAAAAGACCUACUGUUGGCAGGGGCAUUAGUUUCAUUACCAGGACCAUGUGGAGGAACAUCAUUGGUCAGAGUAUUUAUCAAUUGAUCAUCCUUCUUACUCUUCAGUUUUAUGGAAAGGAGCUUUUGAGACUUAGUGGCUCAGAUGCUACUUCAGUUCUCAAUACUUUCCUCUUCAAUUCCUUUGUCUUCUGUCAGGUUUUCAAUGAAAUAAAUAGUCGUGAUAUGGAAAACAUUAAUGUUUUCCGUGGCAUGUUUAACAGUUGGGUAUUCAUAGUUGUGAUGUUCUGCACAAUAGUAUUCCAAAUAUUAAUGGUUGAAUUCCUGGGAACUUUUGCAAGUACUGUCCCUCUAAGCUGGCAAUUAUGGCUAUUCAGCAUUCUAAUUGGAUCUAUAAGUAUGGUCUUUGCGGUUAUUAUAAAGCAAAUUCCUGUUGAACCAGCCAGGAAUACAACCAAUUCCCAACACUAUUAUGGUUACGUAGCACUUCCUACUGGUCCAGAGUUGGCAUGACAAAGCAUGGAUAUUGAUAAAAGGGUUUUAAUUGUUCUAGUUGUUCACUCUUCUCAAGUAAAUUUUGUCAUAACAAUAGUAAGUUUUUUUUUUUUUUUCUUUCCAAUCUUUUUUUCUUUCUUCUUUGGCUAACCAAUAUCAAAUAAUCAUUUUUCCAAGAGCUUUUUGCACAUUUACAUUAUGUGAUUUUCUUUUAAUAUUCAUUUGUCUUGUAUUUUCACUUUUGUAUACUAAUAAUUCAGCACGUGCGUUGUACAUGA